GGGAAUCACUAUUUAAUAAUAUCCAUCAUUUUGUUAAUCAGUUUUAAAUAAACGUUUGCCGAUAACAUGUCUCCGGUGCGUGCUGCUAUUGUCAUAGUGCUAAUAAGUGCAAGCGCUACUUUGGGACAAAUUAUAUCGAGAGCGUGGGAAGUCGAAGGGUACUAUUGGAGAGACUUUAAUGGUACCGUUCCCUCCGACGCCUACGCGGGCGGCUCAGACGCCACCGGAAAGCCAAUUUACAUCGGCCAAGUCUUCGACAAGUACCUAAUUCCGGCAAAAAUCUACGCAAACGACAACAAAGCCUACUACGAGCACGGCAAAAGCGAAUACAAGGCAACCGAGCACGUUAAGAUUCUCUGCACGCAGCAUCCGGAGCAGUUCGAGUGGAUCAAGACCGACAACGACGCGCUUCCGCUGCUGACCAACAAAAAUCUGCUGAUAGGCGGUUACGAGCCGGGGUCGACUACGUACAUAGGCCGAGUGAGGUACAACGGGGAGGUGUCCAUCGGAAAGGCCCUCGUGCACUUCUUCUUCAUACACUCCGGUUUGCAUAUCACCUCCAAUGGAUCGGGAAAGCGAUUCACCGAAUUUGAAGUGCUCGCCUUUGAUCCAAGCUCGCCGAAGAUCGGUUUACCUUUCAGACUAGACUAGGGCUGUUUCCAAUAAACGUUCUCAAAGUUA
Messenger RNA from Photinus pyralis (common eastern firefly), 681 nucleotides. RefSeq lists its product as uncharacterized. The transcript has 3 exons. NCBI's taxonomy places the organism in Eukaryota, Metazoa, Arthropoda, Insecta, Coleoptera, Lampyridae. The record is from RefSeq and is a predicted model, not a curated record. Bases 67 to 651 code for a protein of 194 amino acids.